Molecule: messenger RNA, 3835 nt
Organism: Phacochoerus africanus (Common warthog)
Lineage: Eukaryota; Metazoa; Chordata; Mammalia; Artiodactyla; Suidae
Gene: RIN1
Product: Ras and Rab interactor 1
Exons: 10
Coding region: 866-3220 (784 amino acids)
Biological process (GO): signal transduction; vesicle-mediated transport
Cellular component (GO): cytosol; endocytic vesicle
Molecular function (GO): guanyl-nucleotide exchange factor activity; small GTPase binding
Source: RefSeq, a predicted model, not a curated record
GAAGGGGUUCCGCCACACACCAGCCCCAGAGGUGGGCGGCUGGGCCCUGGACUGCCUGGUGCUGGCGAGCAGAGUCUGCAGCAACAUGUGGCAGAGGCAGAGCACGUGGCCUUGGGUGGGGAAGCGGGCUGGGUGCUUGGUGCUUGGAGACCAGAUCAUGUCUGCACCUGUCCCAGUCGCUUGGCAGAUUGGCAAGGCAGGCUGGCAGAGCCUGGGCGCGUGGGAGGCAGCCAGCAGCAGCACCAUGUGCUGACGACCUCACAGCCAGACUCCCCCCUGUUCAGGGCUGAGUGUUAGAACCACCCCCAGAACCUCAGUUAAGCAAAGGGGUUGGUUUCCAUGGAGACACAUCAUCCUUUCUCCAUGACAACCCGAAAUCCCAAAACCCAAGUUAAGCUCAAGAAUGAGUCAUCUGUGACCAGUAGGGGGCGCGCUCCCACAAGGCUGACCUCAAGGCCACGGACAGAUGAGCAAUUGACCACGGACCUCAAGGUGCCCCAGAGGCGAGGCCCAGGCCUGCGGGGACCUAGACAGGCCCUGCUUAACCCCUUCCUGCCCACCUGUGUGGUUGGAGGCGGCUGGCAAGGCUGCAGGAUGCACCAUGUGGAGGUGGUAGCCCCACAGUCGGGGCCCUUGGAGGGCCACUUUGCAGGCAGAGGAUUCCUGCCCCCGGAGGCUGAGCCCAGAACAGGGGAAGCAGGCACUGCCCGGGCUGAGUGGACACACAAGAGUUAACUGGCGGGUGUGGCAGGGCGAACCGCCCUCAGGAAGUGUUACUCACCACUGGGAAUGUGCGAGCUCCUGCCUUGGGGGCUGGAUUCUCUUCCUGAGUCCCGGGAGAAACCGACCGAAGGAGCUCCCCGCCAUGGAAACCACGGGGGAGCCAGGAACAGGCCUUCUGGGAACCCCCAACCAGACCAGCUUUGCGCCUGGGCACCUGGAGAGAGGAAAGCCGGCCCAGGCCCCGCUGUACGAUGUGCCUGAUGCCGGCGGGGCGCAGGCAGGAGGGCCCCAGCAGCCGGGGCGCACCGUGAGCCUGCGGGAGCGCCUGCUGCUCACCCGGCCCGUGUGGCUGCAACUGCGGGCCAACGCUGCGGCCGCACUGCACGUGCUGAGGACGGAGCCCCCGGGGACAUUCCUGGUGCGGAAAUCUAACACUCGCCAGUGCCAAGCCCUGUGCAUGCGGCUGCCUGAAGCCAGUGGCCCCUCCUUCGUUUCCAGCCACUGCAUCCAAGAAGGCCCUGGGGGCUUCUCUUUGGAGGGCUCAGAGCUGGUGUUCCCGGACCUGGUCCAGCUCAUCUGUGCCUACUGCCACACCCGGGACAUUCUGCUCCUCCCGCUCCAGCUCCCCAGAGCCAUCCGCCUGGCAGCCACCCACAAGGAACUGGAAGCCAUCUCCCAUCUGGGCGUUGAGUUCUGGAGCUCCUCCCUCAACACCAAGGCUCCACCGGGCCCAGCCGAGGGCCCACUGCUGCCCCAGCUGAAGCCACGGUCCCCACAAGAGCUGGACCAGGGCACCGGAGCCGCCUUGUGCUUCUUCAACCCCCUGUUCCCAGGGGACCUGGGCCCCACCAAGCGGGAGAAAUUCAAGAGGAGCUUCAAAGUGCGUGUGUCCACGGAGACCUCCAGCCCCCUGUCUCCACCGGCUGUGCCGCCUCCCCCAGUCCCGGUGCUGCCAGGAGCAGCCCCCCAUCAGACAGAAAGGUUGCCGCCUCGCCAGCUGCUGCGGAGGGAAAGCUCAGUGGGGUACCGUGUGCCAGGGGGCGCCGGCCCCAGCCUCCCGCCACUGCCCUCCCUCCAGGAGGUAGACUGCGGCUCCCCCAGCAGCUCAGAGGAGGAGGGGGCACUGGGGUCCCAGGGGAGCCCAGCGACCUCCCCCUGCCUAGGCCGCCGGCGGCCUCUGCUUCGAUCCAUGAGCGCUGCCUUCUGCUCCCUGCUGGCACCCGAGCGGCAGGUUGGCCGGGCAGCUGCCGCGCUGAUGCAGGACCGACACACAGCCGUGGGCCAGCUGGUGCAGGACCUGCUGACCCAGGUGCGGGCCAGCCCCGAGCCCCAGGAGCUGCAGGGUAUCCGAGAGGCGCUAAGCCGGGCCCGGGCCAUGCUGAGUGCAGAGCUGGGCCCUGAGAAGCUGCUGCCGCCAGAAAGACUGGAACGUGUCCUGGAGAAGUCGCUGCAUCGCUCCGUGCUCAAGCCUCUCCGGCCCAUCCUGGUGGCUCGGUUGCGGCGCCGGCUUUCCACCAGCGGUUCCCUGGGCCGCCUGGCUGAAGGCCUCCGCCUGGCCCGGACCCAAGGCCCCAGAGCCUUUGGGUCUCGCUUAAGCCUGCCCUCCCCGGUAGAGGUGGAGCAGGUGCGCCAGAAGCUGCUGCAGCUGCUUCGAGCCUACUCACCCAGCGCCCAGGUCAAGCGGCUCCUGCAGGCCUGCAAGCUGCUCUACACAGCCCUGAGGACCCAGGCGGGGGAGGGAGCUGGGGCUGAUGAGUUCCUCCCACUGCUAAGCCUUGUCCUGGCCCAGUGCGACCUUCCCGAGCUGCUGCUGGAGGCUGAGUACAUGUCAGAGCUGCUGGAGCCUGCCCUGCUCACUGGAGAGGGUGGCUACUACCUGACCAGCCUCUCAGCCAGCCUGGCCCUGCUGAGUGGCCUGGACCAGGCCCACACCCUCCCCCUGAGCCCCGCGCAGGAGCUGCAGCGCUCCCUAAGCCUCUGGGAGCAGCGCUGCCUGCCCGCUACCCACAGCUUCCAGCACCUCCUCCGAGUAGCCUAUCAGGACCCCAGCAGUGGCUGUACCUCCAAGACCCUGGCUGUGCCCCCAGGGGCCUCCAUUGCCACGCUCAACAAACUCUGUGCCACCAAGUUCCGAGUGACCCAGCCCGACACUUUCAGCCUCUUCCUGUACAAGGGGCAGGACUACCACCGCCUGCCCCCCGGAGCCCUGGCCCACCGGCUGCCCACAGCCGGCUACCUCGUCUACCGCCGGGCAGAGCGGCCUGAGACCCAGGGGGCCUCUCCUGGGGCUGCAGCAGAGGAGGGCAGUGGGGGGCCAGAGGCAGGGGGCAGAGAGGAAGAGAAAGGGCGAGACGGGGACACCGAGGUCAAAGCCAGCCCUAGGGACAGCGGGGGAGAGUCUGAGACAGUGGCCGAGGGGGCCGGGCGCCAGGCCAGGGAGGACCCCGCUCAGCCACGGGGACGAGAGGCUGAGGGAAGCCUGGUAGCAGAGGAGUAGCUGGGAGUGGACAGAAAGGCCGCUUGGGGCAGAAAACUCUGAGCCUGCUGGGAAGGCCUUUGAGAGCCGUCAGCCCUGCCGGCCAAGGCCGCAGCCCCCUCAGCCUUCCCCACCCCAGGCAGCUCCCGUGUCUGCCGCCACCUCUGACUCCCCAGCACCGUGAUCACACCAGCUGGGCAGGGCCUGCGCUGCCACAUCUGGGGCCCGGGGUAAAGCUGAGGGGGUUUUGGGGGCCCCAGACCAAGGGCCCAGGGCCCUUUGCCUCUCAUUCCCCCACAGCUGGAGGCCAGCCAGCCCUCAGCGGUGAGUGUGCCCAACCCUGGCAGCAGGGGAGGGACACAGCCUUGGCAGCCCCUCCAGGCUGGGGGCUUCAGGGCCCUUAGAGGCCCCCCCACUCCUGGGCCUCAGGGGGAUUCAGGGAAGCAGCAAGGACUCAGGGCCCAGUCCUGCCCAGGCUCCCUGGAGAAUAAGCACCUCCAAACCUCAGUGUCCUCACCUGGAAGAUGGGGGUGCUGCUGCUGCCUCCCUGCCCUCUCCCAGAAGUCUUCAAGGAGUCACAGUGGGUGGUUUUGGAGUUCCCGCUGUGGUGCAACAGGAUUGGCAGCGUCUUGGGGG